Eimeria mitis is the source of this 1560-nucleotide messenger RNA. RefSeq lists its product as uncharacterized. Lineage: Eukaryota; Apicomplexa; Conoidasida; Eucoccidiorida; Eimeriidae. Gene Ontology annotation, biological process: translation. The record is from RefSeq and is a predicted model, not a curated record. The coding region runs from base 1 to 1560 and encodes 519 amino acids. Gene Ontology annotation, cellular component: ribosome. Gene Ontology annotation, molecular function: structural constituent of ribosome. The transcript has 5 exons.
AUGCAGCAACCUGCUGCCUUCGGAGGGCUUGCUGCGGCCCCAGAAGCAGCAGCAGCUGCAGCAGAAACUGCAGCAGAAGCUGCAGCAGAAGCUGCAGCAGCAGCAGCAGCAGCAGCAACGUCUGAAGCAGUAACUGCAGCAUCGUCAUCAGCAGCAGCAACACCUGCAGCAACACCACCUGCAGCAGAAGCACCUGCAGCAGCAGCAGCAGCACCCGCAGCAGCAGCAGCACCCGCAGCAGCAGCAGCGCCUGCAGGAGCAGCAGCGCCUGCAGCAGCAGCAGAGCCUGCAGCAGCAGCAGAGCCUGCAGCAGCAGCAGAGCCUGCAGCAGCAGCAGCGCCUGCAGCAGCAGCAGAGCCUGCAGCAGCAGCAGCACCCGCUGCAGCAGCAACACCCGCAGCAGAAGAGCCUGCUGCAGCAGCACCCGCUGCAGCAGCAACACCCGCAGCAGAAGCGCAUGCAGCAGCAACGCCUGCAGCAGAAGCGCCAGCAGCAGCAGCGCCUGCAGCAGCAACGCCUGCAGCAGAAGCGCCAGCAGCAGCAGCGCCUGCAGCAGCAGCAGCACCCGCAGCAGCAGCGCCUGCAGCAGCAACACUACCAGCAGAGCCUGCAACAGAAGCGCCUGCAGCAGCAGCACCAGCAGCAGCAGAAGCAACAGCAGUACCUGCAGCAGCAGCAGCACCCGCAGCAGAAGCAGCAGCAGCAGCGAUACCAGCAGCAGACGCAGCAGCAGCAGCACCUGCAGCAGAAGCAGCAGUACCAGCACCUGCAGCAGCAGCAGCACUAACACCUGCAGCAGCAGCAGCAGCAGUAACACCUGCAGCAGAAGCAGCAGCACCAGCAGCAGCAGCUGCUGUAGGAGCAGCAGCUUUAGGUGCUGCAGCUGCUGCUGCUUCAGAUGCGUCAGCAGCAGCAGCAGCAGCAGCAGCAACAGCAGCAGCAGCAGCAGCAACAGCAGCAGCAGAUGCUUCUGUUGGUAUAUCUCCGACCAGUAGCGAAAGGGAGCCCACGGUCUGCACCCCCAGGAGCAGCAGCAGCAGCAGCAGCAGCAGCAGCAGUAGCAGCAGCAGCAGCAGCAAGGGGAGCAGCACAGCAGCAGCAGCAAGAAGAGCAGCACUGGGGGCGAGGCUGCUGGCUGAGAAGUACUGGAAUGCGAAGGUGGUUGGGGGGGAUGCAGAGCAGCAGCAGCAGCAGCAGCAGUUGCUGCAGCAGCAGCAAGGGGGAGAAUCUCCUGUGUCUGGAUCACUGCAGCAGCAGUUGCUGCAGCAGCAACUGCAGCAGCAGCAGCAGCAGCAGCAGCAGCAGCAAGGGGGAGAAUCUCCUGUGUCUGGUGAUGGUGUAUCUGUCUUCGGCCAAGGAUCAGGGGAGAAUCUCCUGUGUCUGGUGAUGGUGUAUCUGUCUUCGGCCAAGGAUCAGCAGCAGCAGCAGCAGCAGGAGCAGCAGCAUCUCCUGCAGCUGCUGCUGCUGCAUCGCCUGCAUCGACCCCAACCCCUGCAACAGCAGCAACAGCAGCAACAGCAGCAGCAGCAGCAGCAGCAGCAGCAGCAGCAGCAGAUGUAG